AUGGCUAAACUUAAGCCUACGUACCUGGUUUGUAUAGUAGUUUUGUGUUCUAUUAAAGCUGUGUUAUCAAACAUAUUGGAUUUAAACAAUCUAACCAAAUUCAGCUUUAAAAUAAUACAGUAUACCAAAGAGAAUGUAAAUAAAACAAUUAUUUACUCUACCAACGAGAGUCCAAUAACUCAAAUAAAUGUUGGAUCAAUUUUAUUGUUUAAACCUUUGCAUGGAGAAAAGAUCAAAUCUGUUACAAUUAUGAGAUUCAAAAAUACUAAAGAAGUUCUUUUAGUUCUGGAAAUCGAAAAUGCUAUAGCUGGUCCCCAAAAAUACUACUCUAGGCGUAAAGGACCAUUUAAACCAAUUGAUGAAAGGACAUUUCUUUUGAAAUUUGAAAGUUUAAGUAAUAAACCUAAAUAUGACCCAUCUAAAAUUGUAACACCGGGCGUAGAUCCUAAGGUACAAAAGUCAUUUGAACGAAAACUUCGUAAACGUUUUCGUGAUGGGUUUUUCAAAGAAAAAGAAAUAACACCUCAGGAUGUAACGAAUAUAGCAAAUGAGCCGCCAAUUGACAUAUUAACCGAAUCAUUUAGUGAUGAGGAGAAAGGUGAUGAAUCAUGGACCAAAUCUGAAGAAUCCACUGAUUCAUCGCCUCAUAAAUCAUCUACCGAGGAAAAAGAAUAUAAACCAGAUAUAUCAACUCAUCCAAUUGAACAAGAACAACCAGCACCAACUGACGAUGGCUGGGAUCUGGAUAGUAUUCAUUUCGAAAUAUCAGAUACUGAAGAGCCAACUGAGGAACAAAAGAAACAACAGAGAAAAGACUUGAUGGAGAAAUUAAAAAAUAAAAUACAACACAGAAUGGAAGAAAAAUCUAAAAUCGCUCAAACUGAACCAGAAGUGUUAGGCGAUGUGGAUAUUAAAGAGUUGCUGGGUACCGAAGAUGAUGACUUUGAUCUGGAGAGUAUUCCAAUGGAUUUCGGAUCAGAUGAAGAACAGAAGGAUAUUGAUCCCAAAUUUUCAUCAUCUUAUACGGGUGGUGAACCCACUCAACCUCAAACUGAUGUUCUAUUGGCAGAUGUAGUUCAGGUGGAAGUAGAAUCUGAUGACGAUGAGGAAAAUGAUACAGAAAAACAGUCUGAACCACAAACUCAACCUUCAGUAGAUGAAAAUGUUCAAGUACAAGCAGAACAACAACAAGAUGGUUCUUUAAAGCCAGUGGGACCCUCACCUGAAAAAAGACCAUUUUCAUUUGAUCUUUACUAUGAAGAUCCAAAUGCUGAGCAUAAAAUAGCGAAAAGACCAAAAGGGGUUCGUACUGAACCUCCAGAAUCAGGCGAACAACCGGAAACAACUGAAGCAGUACUGAGUUCUGGCGCCGGAGCCCCACCACCUCCACCACCUGGCGAUGGAUCUGAACCACCGGAUGGACCUGGUGGUGGUACUCCUCCAGAGGAGGAUCAAGAAGGAAUAGUUUUAGUGGAGGUGGCUAUAAAACGUAUAGUAUCUUUAGAGGAUCCGGGAAGCAAUAAACGUGUAAUCGUCGACUAUGAAAUCAAUGAUGGAAUACCAACUUUAAUUGUGAAGGCGAAACCUCAUAAAACUGUUACUCAUGUUGUUGAACAAGGUGUAAUAAUAUGUGAAGCAGAUAAAGGAAGUAAACUUUUAAGUUUUUCAGCCUUUUCUUACUACAACUAUUAUACUCUUAUUGAAAUCAUAUUUCAAACUGCUACAAACAGUUAUAUUAAGUAUUUCAGAAAACACGGUGGAGAUUGGGUAGAAGUUGAUAUCACACACUUUGAAGCUUAUUACCAAGAACUUAGAGGCAAUGUUGUAAUAACAAACGAAAUAAUUGUUGAUAUAAGCUUGCCGCUCGAUCCCUUUACAAUAUUCUCUAAAUUUACAGAAAAAAAUGGUUUAAUACACACAGUUCUCAUGCCUAUGCCUGGAUUUUUUAUAAAACAGGUUAAUUAUGGCACAAGUUUGGUUUGGAGUUCACAAUUUAGGCGUUGCCUUGCCAUAACUCUGACGUCAAGAAUAGGUGACAUUCCCAGGCUCUUAAUGCUUGAAAUUUCUGGUCCGAAUGACGGCGUAACUGAGGAAAUGCAUUUCCACAGACUUGGAAAUAACUUUACAUUAAUCAGCCGAAAAUUGUACGACUCAGUUGUACACGAAGACCCUCACUAUCACGGUUCUGGAUCUCCAUCAGGCUCAGAGAAUUUACAAGAAAUGGACCAUUCAGACCACACUAUUCCGUCAGGAGAUUCAUUUUCAAGUGAGUCAACCCCUGAUCAACAAAUUCAACCCCAACAGUUAGUACCUCAGACUAUUCAUUUUGAAAUGCCAUCCGAUGAGGCAGAUGACCAAGAACCUCUUGAUUUAUCACAAUAUUUUAAAAAACCAGAGCCAGAACCCCAAACGGAACAUGAAACGACUAAACAUUCUCCAACAGAGGAUAUAUUAUCAAGUAAAGAAGAGGAAUUUGAAGAUGAACAACCUCUCGAUCUAAGUGUUAAAGCACAAUCUGAAUCAGCUCAACCAUCUGAUUUAUUAGAUCCUGAAACCAUCCAAGUAGAAUUAGAAUCUGAGGAGGAGGAAGAAGACGAAGAAGAAGAAGAAGAUGAAGAAGAACAUUAUGAUGAUAAUGAUGAAGAUUUUGGUGGAGGUGAAGGUGGUGGAGGUGCAGGUGCAGGUGGCGCAGUUGGUUUGAUACCUUUGCAAGUAAUAAACAAUGAAAAUUAUGUAGGAGGAAUUCAUAAAGGUGUUCCUUAUAGAACGUAUAGUCCACCUCAAGGUAAAAUGUUUGAUGCUAUUAGUUCAGGUUCUAAAGUUAUCUGGAAAGCAGUUGAGGGCUGUGGAACUGACAAUGUAAGAUUAUUUUUUGUUACAGGACUUCCACGAUUAGGGUUUUUCAGGCAAAUAAACCUAAAGGAGAAUGAUAUUAGAUACAUUUUUAUUGUAGAAUCACAGGGCGGGAUAUGGAAAAUGGUUGAAGAACUUCAUUUCCAUCAGGCAUUUUAUGAACUCACAGAACCACUAUCCCCUAGCACUACCUCUCAGGAGUCCUCUCAAUCUUCACCAGAUACACAAUCGCAAGAAUUUCCUCAAUAAACAAUUUACACAGUGUUGUUCAUGGUGUUAAUAAUGAACAAUUGGAUCUAAAUUGUGGACAUGCUAGAUCUAAACAAAUAUUAUUAGAUCUAAAUAGAAAAUAAAAUGGUAUGUUAAAUAGAUGCCAAUUAUAUACAAUUGGGCUCGUAAGAAAAGUAAAAUCGUAUGGCAUUUGCCAUAAUGGUAGUAUAUCAUUA
Theileria parva strain Muguga is the source of this 3299-nucleotide messenger RNA. RefSeq names its product putative integral membrane protein. Lineage: Eukaryota; Apicomplexa; Aconoidasida; Piroplasmida; Theileriidae. The record is from RefSeq and is a predicted model, not a curated record. The transcript is spliced from 2 exons. Bases 1 to 3102 code for a protein of 1033 amino acids.